AUGGAGAAAAUGGUGGCCAACAAACUUAUCCUGCACAAAAGCUGUUUCUGCUGUAAACACUGUAAGAAGAGGCUCAGGUGAGACAAUUUCAUGAGGAAAUAACCCAGAUCAACAUUCUGAAAAAGUUACUCAAUCAAUCAAUCAAUCAUGGAGCACCAGAUUUACAAAUUUACUUUUUUUUCAUAUCACAAAAAAACAAACAAAAACAAAACUUGUUUUGAUUUUUCAGCAUCCACAACCAUUCAUCUCUUUAUGGGGAGUUCUACUGCAUUUCUCACUAUCAACAGCUUUUUAAAAGAAAAGGGAAUUAUGAUGAAGGAUUUGGACACAAGCAACACAAAGACCACUGGCUUCACAAAAAUAAAGGCACAGAUGAGCCGGACGUUGUUUCCACUCCUAAAGUGAAAAAAAGUAGCAAAAGCAGUUUAAGUGACAGCAUCAGGGAUUCCUCUGCUGAUGCUUUUAUAACCAAGUCGUCUGCAAGAGAGCUGGGAUCCAACAGUGGUGCCGAUGUUAAGGGCAAACUAAAAAUGAGCUGGCCACCAGAGAAGAAGACUGCUGGGGUUAAUACAGCAACAACAACGUACGUGAAGAGCAAUAUCUCUGACAUUUCCAAAACAUCCUCUUACAGCAGAAGCUUCACAGAGCAUCAGAAGAGUGACACCCAGCAAUUAAAGACCAACCAUGGUGGAGAAGUGAAAGACAAAGUGAAGACAUUGACAAGUUCCUUCAUUUCAGGGAUGAAAGAAGAAUCCAAAACAACAAUUUAUAACUCAACUGAGAAGUUCUCCACAGAGGGACCCAAACCAAGGAGUGAUCCGAUCAAAGUGGAGCGAUUUAAAGACAGAGUGGACGGCACGUCUCCAAGAGUACUUCACUUUUCUGUGCCCUCCCAAGAAAAGAGUAUCACUGACACAAACCGAAAACCAGAGCAUAAAAAUGUGACACCAACCUCCAAAACAAACUACAGUCCAACACUGAAAAGACACAACAGCUAUUCAAAUAAAUCAAAGAAGUCUGUACGAUUUUCUCCAAAUGUGGAUGUUUCUCAGUUUGACCUGUCCUCUCAGCUGACCACAGAAGACAAAGAGGACAAUACACAGCUUCAAGACUUACCUGAAGAGAGCACGGAGAAUAAAUCCAAGGAUUCGAAUGAUGACAAAGAAGAAAAUACUGCUGUCAAUCUAUUACCUGAGAGUGAACUAGAGGUACACCUUCAAACACCAGAGCAUAAAUGCAACGGAGAAAUAGGCAAGACGCUAAACCAAGAGCAAGAUGUUGGCGUGGAGAGCAGUGAGGAGAUCCUAAGGACAAAUAUAGAUGUAAUGAAUGGAGUUCCAGACAAGGUUGAGGAGUCGGUUAAUAUUUUCACUGAAACUGUGAAAAUAACCCAUGAAGUUGAGAAACACCAAGAGCCACCUGAGAUUUCAGACAUCAAACCAACAGACUCUGUCAAUGAAAGUAAACCAGAAAAUCCAGACGCUCCUGCAGAACCCUUGAACGGAGAGGAGACUGGACUUGAGAGGAAUGUAAAUCAACUUGAAAAGACUGACCCUGCCAAUGAUGACACCAGUGGGAGUAAAAGGACACCUGUUGCAAGGUCAAAUUCUCUGAAAGGUUCUGUAAAACCAGCUGAAAAGCCAAAGGCCAGACUUGGAUCCUGGUCCAAAGGAAAGAGUCCUCUAUCAAAACUUUUCACUUCAGGUGGAACAACAAAAGGUGAACAGAAAGAUGUAAAGAAACCAGAUGGAAAACCAGGCGGUGGACUUUUGGGAAGAUUGUUUCAGUCGUCCUCAGAGAAAGCAGAGGACAACAUGAAAUCAGCCACGCAAACUGAAGGUAAUGAUAAAAAAGAUGCUGAAGCCAAAAUGGCAGAGGAGGUAAAAGUAGCCGUGGCUGAGGAGACACCAAAGAAAGGUGAUGGGAUUCAGGAACAAGAAGCCAAGGAGCAGAAAGAGGAAGAGCCACAGUCCACAGAACCAAACACACCAGAUAGGAACACAAAUGCAGCUGUAUGCCAAGAGCCAACUAACCUGCUCGAGGCCACAAAAAGUGAACCACAAGAUGACCAAACAGCUCCAGAACAAAAGGAUACAGAUUUACAAAGUAGUCAGUCUUCAAGUGUGUCUGUGACCGAUCCUGAUCCUGAAAAAGCUGAGUCCAAAGAGUUUCCUAUCACUGAGGAAUCAGAGAGCCAAAUAUCUGAGGGGUGGAGCACACAGUUAAUAACAGAGAACAGCAGCGAUGUAGAUUUGAAAACUACAUUUAAAGAUGAUAUUUUUGGAGACAGUGUCAGUUCAGCUGAUGUUGACCCUUUCACUGUUCAAAUGAAUACUAAUGAAUCGACCCAAAUGUCAGGAGAAGAGAUGGAUGCACCACACGAAGAUGGACAAGACCUGUUUGGUGGAGCACUUCUUGAUACCAACCAAGGAUUUCCUGAAAUUACAACUGAUCCUUUUGGUUUGUCUGACUCUCAAGAGCUUAUCGUGACCAACCCUGGUGAUCCAUUUUCAUCUCCUCUGGGUGACACAGCUUUUCCUGCUUCAGGUGAUACAUUUGGUCUGCUUGACUCCAAACCUCACUCGACGCUGACUGAAAAUGAAGUGACUCAUGGCUUUUCAGAUCCUUUUACCAUUCUUGAUUCAGCACCUGUAAACCAAACUGAGGACCAAAUCUCAAGUCCGGUAGAUGUAAGUGGUCAGACAAAAGAGCAGGAAACCAACUUUGACAUUUUCAGCUCAAAUGACUUCCUGUUCACUCCGUCACCUGCUGCUAAUGUCCCUCCUCAAGAAGGAUCUGCCUUCCCUGAAGAUAUCUUUGGAGUCAGUGAUACUUUCAGCAGUGUAGAUGUGUUUACAACUCUACCUCCUGCCUCAGGAACCUCUGACUCGCUGAAUGAUCUACUUGGAGUUGAUGCAUUUUCUGCUGCUGCUCCUUCAGCACAGACAAAUCUUUUUGCUGAUGACAUCUUUGGAUCAGAGCCACAGCUGCUCCCAGUAUCUGAAUCAAGUGACGUCAGUUUAUUUGGAGACAGUCUUUUAGUGUCAAACAAGAACAACAACAGCAGUGGUGAGCAAACAGCCCAGAAUACUGUAUCAGACAGUAGCUGGAUGGAUGAUUUACUCGGGUAA
Molecule: messenger RNA, 3131 nt
Organism: Xyrichtys novacula (pearly razorfish)
Lineage: Eukaryota; Metazoa; Chordata; Actinopteri; Labriformes; Labridae
Source: the annotation of a GenBank genome assembly